AUGACCGAGCUAGACAACAUGGUCGCUAGCCGCCCAGUCAAGCAUCCUGAUCAAGUCCCCAAGAUUUACGGUACCAACACAAGUCCUGCAGCUGCCGCCUUUUCUUUCCGUGACCUCCUAUGCCAGGCCAUGAUGAUCAAUGGAAGCAUCCAAAGACCCUAUCCAUCACCUACGGCGGCCUAG
Molecule: messenger RNA, 183 nt
Organism: Fusarium venenatum
Lineage: Eukaryota; Fungi; Ascomycota; Sordariomycetes; Hypocreales; Nectriaceae
Source: RefSeq, a predicted model, not a curated record